Molecule: messenger RNA, 1060 nt
Organism: Helobdella robusta
Lineage: Eukaryota; Metazoa; Annelida; Clitellata; Rhynchobdellida; Glossiphoniidae
Exons: 4
Coding region: 233-736 (167 amino acids)
Source: RefSeq, a predicted model, not a curated record
AAAGAAGCCAGUCUGUCGAUACAUUCAAUUUAAAUUUAUAAAUUUUAAAAAUUUGAUGUUCUUGUUUUUGUUCUUAAGCAUUUUUAAUUUUUUUUCAAACUAUUAAGAACGGAUCGGUCAUCAAAAUUUAUUUAGAAAAUUUUUAUUUAGAUGAAGCGGAUUGCAGUUUCUUGCGGAGAAUUUCAAUAAAACUUAAAAUUUCUUGUCCGAUGUGUGGUGCCUGUCUCUUUUAAUGAUGGAGACGAAGACUCUUGCUCUGAAAUUGAUUGUUUAUCUACUCUUAAGAGAUGUCCAGUCAGCCACGCCCGACCACGGCACCACUCAACUCUCCAGAUCAAACAGCAACGGCGAUAUCAGCCCCGAGACUCACACCGACUACGACAACAGAAGUUACCUCGGCAACCACAACAGUUUAAAAUCAAAGUUAUUUAAUAAAUACCACGAGAGAGAGUUCGUGCCACACAUAUUGAUGACAACCCGCGCAAAGAGGAUCGGAUCACCGUUCACGUGUUUGUUCUGCAGUGGACACACCACCAUCUGCGAUCCCACCAUCGCCUGCUACCCCCACACCAUCGAUCAGUUCGUCAGGUCCGUUGGCCACCCGAUGAAAACUCACAAGCAGGUCAAGUUGAAGAAACAACAACCGAAAAGAUACGCCAUCAUUGUGGAAGGGCUUGACCAUGCCCCCAAGUAUGCACCUCCCAUCCAUCAAAAGAACAACAUCAGAUUCCCCUAAGGCCACAAUCUCCAUUACGAUUAUGCUUCUAACUAUGUAAAUGAUAUUUAAGAUGUUAAUGAAGAUACUUUCGAUGAUAACAAGUGAUAAUAAUAAAAAUAAUAAUAUAAUGAUGAUUAAUGAUGAUGAUGAUGUUUUUCUUGAGUACACCGGCCGUUACAAUGAUUUCGUUGGAUGACAUUUCGUUCAAAACAUCCCUUACUCCACUGCUAUUCAUUCAAAUUUUGUCAAAUUUAUAACUUGAAACAUAUAUAUAUAUAUUAUUUAUUUAUUUAUUUAUUUAUUAAGAUUUUUUAAUCCAGUAAAACUUUUGUUGCCACACAA